Messenger RNA from Cryptomeria japonica (Japanese cedar), 1049 nucleotides. RefSeq names its product methylesterase 1. The record is from RefSeq and is a predicted model, not a curated record. Bases 130 to 909 code for a protein of 259 amino acids. Gene Ontology annotation, biological process: jasmonic acid metabolic process; salicylic acid metabolic process. The transcript has 4 exons. Gene Ontology annotation, molecular function: methyl salicylate esterase activity; methyl indole-3-acetate esterase activity; methyl jasmonate esterase activity. NCBI's taxonomy places the organism in Eukaryota, Viridiplantae, Streptophyta, Pinopsida, Cupressales, Cupressaceae.
AACUUUGUAGGUAGGAAGAUUGGACAAAGUCCAAACUUAUAAUUGUACAUGCCACUGUAGUGAUAUCAAAGAGCCUACGAAUAUAGGCUAGGUGCAGAGCUGUUUUGAGAAUCGUAACAGUUAAAAGUAAUGGCUUGUGAUUCAAGAAGCUUCCAUUUUGUGUUGGUCCAUGGAUCUUGCUUUGGAGGGUGGUGUUGGUACAAAGUUGCAGACCUCCUUAUGAAAGACGGUCAUACUGUCUCUGCCCUUGACAUGACCAGCCAAGGAAUCGACCCCACUGAUGCAGAUCACAUUUCCACAUUAGAGGAGUACAAUAAGCCUCUCACAGACUUCUUUACUGGUCUUCCUUCAAACCAUAAGGUGAUACUGGUUGGUCAUAGCGCUGGUGGCUUCAAUCUGACAUACACCAUGGAGCGCUUCCCACAUAAUAUCGUUGUUGCUGUUUUUGUUACUGCACUGAUGACCCUCAGCGGAUUAACUGCCUUUGACAGUUUGAAAGGGAUUUCUUCUGGACUUCGAAACUUUGGAGACCUCACAUAUUCCUUUGCGAAUGGAGAAGAAAAUAAACCCACAUCCGUAAAGUUUGGCAAACAAUUUUCACAAGAAUUUUUGUUACAGAACACACCCUCUUCGGAUAUUUGUUUGACCCAUUCUCUGCUGAAAAGAUCUCCUUACUGGGAAGGAGUUGUUUCCUACACAAAGGAAAACUAUGGACGAGUUCCCCGAGCUUACAUUGUAGCCAAAGAAGAUAAAUUACUUCCGGAGGAAUUCCAGAGAAAAAUGAUCGCAGACAAUCCUCCACAAAUGGUAUAUGAGAUAGAAGGAUCAGAUCACUCUCCUUUCUUCUGCAAGCCUGAUCAACUUGCUCACAUACUCCUGCAAAUUGCCAAUAGAUGCCUAUGUAACUAAUUGCAAGUAGAUGGCUAUGUAACUAAUGACGUGCCUCAUUUUCCUUUUCUUUGCAUGUAAUCCAUAGUAAGAAUCACAAUAUUUAUAUGAUACUUACAAAUCCUGUAAAAUAUAGCCUUACCAAAUACUCGUACUUUGAA